Trichoderma reesei QM6a is the source of this 1317-nucleotide messenger RNA. RefSeq lists its product as uncharacterized. Gene Ontology annotation, molecular function: protein binding. Bases 1 to 1317 code for a protein of 438 amino acids. NCBI's taxonomy places the organism in Eukaryota, Fungi, Ascomycota, Sordariomycetes, Hypocreales, Hypocreaceae. The transcript has 3 exons. The record is from RefSeq and is a predicted model, not a curated record.
AUGGCGGGCGGCGGGGGUGGCGCCACGACGUCGUCGGCGGCGGCAGCGACCGUGUCUGGCGAGAAUAAGACGGCUGCCAAGAAGCAGAGCCAGAGCCUGAUUGCGGCGACGCUGGCCGCCAGUCGCAGCGCCAGUCCGACGACGGCGGCGGCAGCUGGGGGCAGGGCAGCAGCAGCAGCAGCAAGGACAGACGCCAUUCAACCAUCAACACCAGCUUCCUCGUCAGAUGCACAACCUCGUCCCAAGAGCUCGCGGACCACGACGGCACCGCAACCUGCGACACCUCCGCCGCUCAAACCUCUUAUGAGCAGGCAUGUCGCCGAGGUUGUUUCUCCCCAACCGAGGCGGAUUUCGAGAACGCCGCUGAGCCCCGUCACUUCCCCUCACCUUGCGCUGAACCCGGGCAUCAGCGCUGCGCUCGCGCCGCCUUCUCCCGAUCCUCACAAGAAGAGUAGGGACGCUGCUGCGAAGCGACCGCCGACGCCGCCGAAGCCUCGAGGCAGUGGAAACAAAUCACUGGAUCAGGAACAGAGUCAAGAUCAGGACAAGCCUGCGCUUCGAGACCGGUCGUAUAGCAGUCACACAGAUGGGUCGUCAAGAGGCUCAACGAUGAGCGUCCCGUCAACUCCGUCAAGGGAGCUGGUCUCUCACCGACACACAGCCAGCGGUUCGCCAAAUCGAACACAGCUCGACAACCUCACCGAUGCAAUUGUGGCCGGGUCACUGGCGUCCGCCCGAUUGACGCCUCACAAUACGGGGCCUACCUCGCUGGCUCCUCCUCCCUUACCGAAACGACAAAAGUCGCCUCGACUUUUGCACACGCUCCGACAGCCGCACAACGUGCUUGAAGAUGAGGAAGAUCACCACAAAAAGGGGCACAGAGCGCUGCUACGAAAGGGGAAACACGCACACCACGAGGGGUCAAGGAAGAAGUGGCGCGAAGAGAUUCGGCCACGGGAGAGGAAGCGCUAUGAGGCGCUGUGGGCGUCCAACCGCGGUAUCCUGCUUACGGAUACGCGGGUGAUGAGCCCGGCUACGAGCCUGAGCAGCGACCUCGACCGAGACGUCUCGCAGUGCGUGGCCAAUGUCGUGGUGAGAGAAGUGUGGAAACGGUCGAGGCUGCCCGAUGACGAACUGGCCGAGAUUUAUGAUCUGGUGGAUCGAAGCAGGACGGGCAUGUUGAGCAGGGCCGAGUUCGUGGUGGGAACGUGGCUCGUCGACCAGCGGCUCAAGGGGAGAAAGGUGCCGGCCAAGGUGACGGAUAGUGUCUGGGGGAGUGCCAACGGCGUCAGGGUCAAGGGGCCGAAUGGAAAGUAA